Molecule: messenger RNA, 536 nt
Organism: Paramecium primaurelia
Lineage: Eukaryota; Ciliophora; Oligohymenophorea; Peniculida; Parameciidae
Source: the annotation of a GenBank genome assembly
AUGUAAAUAAUCAUAAAAGCCAAUGAUGAAUAGAAUAAAGUUUAGGAUAUUAUUAGAGGACUAUUGGUCUAAUAAUCACUGAGUAUGAGCAUCAGGUAUUCUAAAUAAACAAAAUGAAUAGAAAAAGCAAAGUGGAAAAGAAAUAAGAAGAGAUAAUUAUACUAACCUAAUAAGUGUCAGAAUCAAAAUUUGGAAGAAUUUAAAAAUAAAAAUUAGAUUUAAUCAAUUUUUUUUACAAAAACAAUAGUCUUUCCAUUUAUCUUCAAAGUAAUCCUCAAAGUUACUGCAAUACUGCAAAAAUUAAAAAUUUAGUUCAGAAUUAACAUCUUUUUAAGUUCAUAGAGUCAGAGCCUUUCAAAUUGAUAGCAAAUGGGAUUAGCACAGAGGGAAUCAUUCUAUCUUCCAUGUCUUUUUUUGAUAGUAAUUAAUUGAAUUCAUUUUUUGGAUUGAAAGGGAAGAAUAUUAUCCCCUUUACCGCAAUAUUAAAGGGCUAAAUGAAACACCUAGUUAGAAAUUUCUGGGUUCUUCUAGCCUGA